CCUGAAUGUUGACAAGGCAAUCCGAAAGAGCGCAUAGACCAUAUACAGCUACACCCGGCUAUGCAUGCAGUAACGGUCAUCAGGCGAUACGACAAGUUGGACGUUUAUCGAUCUCGACGAAACGUUCGAGUUGGCGGCUCCUGUCUUGAAGUGUCUAUAAAGCCGCCGCUACAGCAAUGCUUCGGGCAAGCCCCCCCCGGUCAACUAACGUUGCCUCCGCCGUCGUGUUAUGCGUCUUCUCGAUACCACGACAGGGCAAUUCGUGGAGCUCACCCAGUUGGAAAUCGUGCUGUCCUAGGCCAAUCGAACCCCGCCGGGGUGAAGGCGAGACGUCUCAGUCCAUGGUGGAUGACAUUGAACUGGCUCUCAACGAGGAGGAUUCGCAUUGGCGAGCGCAUGGUACCGAUAGUCAGGGCCCUGCUGCCAUCUUACGCCAGCACUUAGAACGAAACCUCCGCCCCGCUCCCUACGCUCUGUUGUGGUUUCCUAUUCUAUUUUGAC
Molecule: messenger RNA, 501 nt
Organism: Dichomitus squalens LYAD-421 SS1
Lineage: Eukaryota; Fungi; Basidiomycota; Agaricomycetes; Polyporales; Polyporaceae
Exons: 2
Source: RefSeq, a predicted model, not a curated record